Molecule: messenger RNA, 345 nt
Organism: Nematocida ausubeli
Lineage: Eukaryota; Fungi; Microsporidia
Exons: 1
Coding region: 1-345 (114 amino acids)
Source: RefSeq, a predicted model, not a curated record
AUGAAGUGGGCUGUGUAUUUGCUGAAAGCUACUCUUAUUACUAUAGCAGUCCUCAUCCUAGUUGGGCUAUAUAUAGCAAUCUCUAAAUCCAUUAUAAAAGAAAGGAAGAGUACGCCAACGAAGAGCGAUACAUGCUGUAGCUGCAAAAAAAAUAAAGACAUUGCACAAAGGCAGAAAAAAGGCGCAAGGGCCCCAUCCAGCAUGAAAGAAGAUAUAAAUUAUAGAAAGGAUCUUACUUCAACUUCUGCAAUAGUAAGUGCAAAAGAGAAGCCUGCAAAAGGAUCAAAUAUCUCAAAAAAAAGUAGUAAGUGUGCGAUACAUAGGCAUUCUUCUGCCAUGGGCUGA